AUGCCCGCCCUAUUAACCAGCAUUGGCAAGCUGCUCGAGAGACUUAUUCUCGAUCGUUUUACAUUCGAAAUAUUCGCAUUUGUUGACGACAGCUACAUCACCGUAUGGUCCACCAGUUUCGCGAGGAACUGUGAAGGACUGACAUGGGUCCAUGGCCAGCUCCAACAGUGGGCAGAUAAGAACGGCCAUGGCGUAGAGAGGCGCAAAGAUCGACCGUCAAUCGCCAAUUUGCCUCCUGAUGAGGAACUGUUCAAGCAUGACGAGCCAUUCCUCAACAUCCUUGGCCUCCGGGUGGACCACCGCCUCUCAUGGAAAUUCCACAUCGACCACGUCGUCUCCCAAGUCAGCAAGAGAAUGCGGGCCCUGAAGCAGAUGUCUGGGUCAAUCUGGGGCCCCGACCUGCAACGCAUGCGCACGCUGUACACCUCACAGAUCCAGUCCGCAUUUUCCUACGCUUCCCCGGUGUGGUUCGUGACCGGUCUCAGCCCUCGCAGGCCAGGCACUCUCUCCGCGAAACUCGUGGGCGUUUUGGACAAGCUCCAGGACGAGUGCCUCGUUGAGAUUUCCGGAGCCAUGGCCGGCACCAGCGCCGAGGUCAUCCGGAAGGAGCUAUGUGUUCCCAAGAUAUCCACCUACCUCAAGAUGAGGACUCUUUCCUAUCUCGCCAAGAGGACCUCCCAUUGCCCCGUCUACCGUGAGCUCAAGGCACAACGCAUGGCAACCUUGUGGUACCCCCGCCCGUGGAAGAGAUUCGAGCAUCACCCUCUGCAGCAGCUUCAGACACAGGCGGACAAGGUAAUCAAGGCCACGAGGAAACGACUGCGAUCCUUUCACGGACGUGACAGGAUGGAAGAGACCUGGAGCAAGCCAAAGGCGCGCCACAGGGCGAUCGACAGGAUGGCAACUCUAGCAGUCCACGCAUGGUGCAGGGCUCAUUGGGAUCAGUACAGGGAGGGCUGGGACAAGAGGCACAACCGCCCCAGGCCGCUCGCGCUCGCCGAGUCCUGGGGCCUGGACAGCCUGAUGUACUACGACGAGAUGUGCCGCAAGGAGUGCACCAUGCUCCUCCACUGCAGGACGGGCAACAUCGGCCUGGCCGCCAACCUGCACAGCCGGGCGCUGCACCCGACCGAGAGCUGCCCGUUGUGCGACGAGGGCAGGCACACCGUCGAGCACCUCUUCGUCUACUGCAAGGGCAGGGACUGCUACGGGAGGGAGAUGGCCAAGAGGAGGGCGGCCCUCCACAAGAGCACCGACGGCGUGACCGACCUGCACCUCAUCUUCGCCGAGUACCCGGAGGAGGCCGUCAGGUUCGCCUUCAAGACCUUUGGGAUCCCCCAGUUCACAAAGGCAAGCUGGAAGGUCACCGAGGCCAAGAAGCGCGGGCGCUCCGAGGCCGUCGCGCCGGCGGGCGAUGCCGGCCAGGAUGCGCCCGCCCCCAAGAGGAGGCGAUACGCCCACCUGGUCCUGAGGCAGGCCGAUCCGCCCCCGGCGCCGGCCACCGCCCCCGGCGCCGCGGGCCUCGCAACCUGA
Messenger RNA from Diaporthe batatas, 1533 nucleotides. RefSeq lists its product as uncharacterized. Lineage: Eukaryota; Fungi; Ascomycota; Sordariomycetes; Diaporthales; Diaporthaceae. The transcript has 2 exons. Bases 1 to 1533 code for a protein of 510 amino acids. The record is from RefSeq and is a predicted model, not a curated record.